This is a messenger RNA of Nylanderia fulva, 4353 nucleotides long. The record is from RefSeq and is a predicted model, not a curated record. Lineage: Eukaryota; Metazoa; Arthropoda; Insecta; Hymenoptera; Formicidae.
AUGAUAGAAACCUCAGGAUGGAAUUCCAAGAAGAUGAGAGCAUCUACAAGGCUGCAGGUGCAUGCACCUCGAAAGUAUGGGGAGUUCUUUGAAAACCUGGUGGAAAAAUCCUGGAGUGGCGACUCUGCGCUGGAGUAUGUUAUAGAAGGUCCUCUACGUCUAGUUUACAAAGCUAAGGAGGAUAUCAGUAUCAUCUCCCUGGUGGAGAUGGAAAACAAAGCACUGUCCAAGCUGCUGGCAGCUGUGGCAGGAACGUGCAGGGAAAUCAGGCUGCUGAAGGUGGAAGCUGCUAAUUUCUACACAAAACUCUUUGCACAUGGAGAAAGAUGUGCAGAUAAUGAUCUCACUAAUGUGACUAAAUUGCUAUCCGAUCUGCAGGAUCUAUCCAUUUUCGUUAAUCGAAUGUCAACUGUUGUGCACUUGACUACACAACAAUUGGCAAGUCUAUCUGGUGCCGUUCAUGAGAUCUAUUUACCUACCCUAAUUGAAUGCUUUAUAGAUCUAUUCGUGAUCUUCAUGACUCUUGAUGAGAUCAUCGAUGCUCAAUCAACAAUAGUAGAUCUGUGGAAGAAAUACAGGAUGCAUGUACGUUCCAUGAUGCACAAUCCUUCGCAAUUUGGCGUUGCUGAGGCAAAACUAGAGACAUUCGAUCACCUGUUGAAAGAUCUUCAGGAAAUAUUACGAAGGAAUAUGCUUUCAAAAGCGAUUGAACAUGUAAUGGAUGUAAAUAAGAGUGCAGUUAUGAGCGAACAGAUUGUCAGCUAUUUGAAGAACACGAUCACAGAUGUGGAGACUAAAUCCAACGAUCAUGCUGCGUUGAACAAAUGGAUAAGAGCUAACAUUGGCGUUGCAGUGGUGAUAAAGCUAUUUGGUACUUGCGAUCGAAGAUUAAUUAAGAGAGUGCUGGAGGCGAACAAGAGGUUCUACGCGGUCACGUUGGUGGGAAACGUGAUUUGGGUACCUAGCAAAUUCCUCAGCAACAUUGUGCCAAAGGAAACUGGUACAGCCGUGAGCUCGCAGAUAGGCGAAAAGAUUCUACAGGCGAGAACGCAGAGAUUGCCGAUUGUAGUCAAUAGUCUGAUACACCGAGCAACGACCUGGUGCGUAGAGAUGCAGAGUAUUCUGACGAGGACAAAUCUUCAAGUAUCUGACAUCGGGCAAAAACGUACAUUGCUGACGGAUCUGCUAGCUCUCUUGUCGCAGAUGCGAGAAACGGUCGCAUUCGUAACGAAUCUUCACGCUUUCCUGUCGAAGCCUAUGAGCCGCAACACGGUGCAACUGAUCUGCAGACUCGUGGAGUUGCAAAAGUCCCUGCAGACAACGUUCUAUACGCUUGGACCGAUCGUGGUGCAAUCGCAGGCGCAAGUGCUGCAGUAUUUAGCUUAUUACAUGUUAGCUAUGCUGGAGACAGCGCGCAAGGGUCUUGUUCAGAAGGACAAAGGCUACAGCAGGGAGCGAUUGGACGCGCUAUCCCUGAUAGGACUCGCUAUGCGGCUGAUAAGCGGUCCGGCGAGCGCUGAUAGACGGCUAAUAGUGCGUUGCACCCUGGCAUGUGCCAGUCAAUUGACCGAUACCUUCCGCGAAGAGGACGUGGUGAAGCUACGGUUCCUCCUGGACAGCUACGACGCCGUGGCCGAGCUGCACGAGCUGGUUGACGAGCUCGGUGAUUACUCGUUGCUGUUGCAUCAUCAGAAUAUGCUGCCCGCCUACCUUUCCUCAGUCGUCGACGGUAACACCGGGGUCUGCCACGUCGCUCAUCUGUUCGCCGCCUUCAACAGCGCCGUGGGCGAACAGGAGUUGGUCGAACUCAGGGAAAAACACAUCGCGGAGCAGGAGAGCCUGGUGAAAAGCGUAUUGAAACCAGCUUGCCAUGAAAUCGAGACCAGUCUACGAUUACAUGUGCACGCCCAUCUUAAACUAGACUCUACGAACCCUUUCAACAUUGGGGCCAAGGACAGUGGCAGAGUGGUGCGUAUUCCGCCAUUAUCCUUAGCUGAAAACAUGGUCUGCACCAAAAGAUUCGUCGAGCAUUAUCUGGAUGAUAUGUUCUAUAAUCUGACAACGGUCGCUCUGCAUGAUUGGAGAACCUAUCGGAUGAUGCACACGUUGGCCAGCUAUAAGAUGGGUCUAGGCACAGUGCAAGAUCAUCUGCCGACGCAGACCCUCGAACAAGGCUUGGAUGCUUUAGAAAUUAUGCGUAACAUCCACGUGUUCGUUUCCAGGUAUCUUUACAAUCUGAACACGCAGACAUUCGUGGAGCGCAGCAGUGGUAACAAGCAUCUCAACACCAUCGGCAUCCGACAUAUCGCCAAUUCGAUUCGCACCCACGGCACUGGUAUCAUGAGCACCACGGUGAACUUCGUCUAUCAAUUCCUGCGCGUUAAGCUGCACACGUUCUCGCAGUUCCUCUUCGACGAGCACAUCAAGUCCCGUCUGAUGCGCGACAUCAGGUUCGUCCGGGCGCAACGGGAAGCGGGCGUCAUUCCGUACACGUAUGAGCGAGCGGAAAAAUUUCAGAAGGGCAUCCGAAAACUAGGGAUGACCUCGGACGGGUUAAGCUACUUGGACCAGUUUCGCCAGUUGAUCACGCAGAUCGGCAACGCACUCGGUUACGUGCGAUUGAUCCGUUCUGGUGGUCUUCAUGCUAGCUCCAAUGCGGUGUCCUUUCUGCCGGAUAUUGAGAAGACUGUGCCCUUCGAAGCGCUCUGUCGUGGACUGAAUUACAGCGUCGAAACGCAGGCUGCGGCUAGACGACUGGAGGACGACAUCGCCGAUCUUGUCCGCAACUUCACCGAAGGCAUUCAGUACUUCAAGCUACUAGUGGACGUGUUCACGGCGGCGUUUCGCGACGCCAAGUCUUAUCAUCUGCAGCAGUUCUACGCUAUCGUGCCGCCGUUGACGCUGAGUUUCGUAGAUAAUUCCGUGUCGAAUAAAGAAAAGAUGUUUAAGAAGAACCAAACUGGCGCGGCCUUCACCGACGAUGGCUUUGCCAUGGGUAUCGCCUACAUCAACGCACUACUCGAUCAAAACGCAGAGCUGGACGGUCUGCAUUGGUUCAAGACGGUGGAUGAGCACAUCGCCCAGGAAAAAUUUGCCGCUGAUAGUAAAGACGACCACGGAGACGAGAAGCUUCAGCAAACCAGAGCGCUCACUCUCCAACGUCUCGCCGAGAGGAAUGCAGAAUUCCAGCUAUUGUACUAUAGUCUUUCUGGUGCUAGAGUGUUCUUCAAACAACCCGAUACGUAACGCGAGAAUACGGAUGUUAUUUUGAUACUUCAAUAUUGCAUCUGGGUCUCGAUUUCUUAAUUGAUAAGGGAGAAAUAAUCGAUACAAGUUAUAAAUAGGUAAAUAUGCACUUGGAACUAUUUCUUAAUUUUAUUCCUAAUUUUGAGUUUGAACAGAAUUUGAAUAAAUAUAAUGCAGUCUAGCGUCUCUUUCGAUUUUAUUGUAUAUAAGUCAUUCUAUACGAAAACGUACAAAUGGUUCAAGCUAAAAUUUGUUGAAACCUAUAUGAACAAAUUCAACGUAUAUACGUAAAUUGUUACAAUUUCAAUUUUUUAGUAUCUUUGUAAGUUUCCAGGUCGGUAAUUACUAAAUUAGAAUUAUAAAAUUCAUAAUAGCAAAUCCAAUAUGACCGCUGCAUAUGUAAUGUUUUUUGUUUUAUAUUCUUCGAAAUAAAAAAUAUUGCACAAUGCAGCGGUCAUAUUGGAUCUGCUAUUUUGUAAUUUUGAUUGCAGAUUAAUAAUCACCGACAUUGGAAACUUACAGAGAUACCAGAGAAAAUUGUAACGUAUACCAGUCUACACAUAUAUUAAAUUUUCUGAAAAACUUUUUCGGAAUUACUCAAAAAAUGGCUUUGUGUCAGGGGCCAAGUAGCAUUUAAUUCUACAUGAAAAAAGCUAAAAUUUGACUCUUCAUAUGUACAUUUCGACAAAUUUUGGCUCGAGCCAUUUUAAGUUUUCAUAUGGAAUGACUAAUAUAUAUACAUAUAAUAUCAUAGAGCGCAUGUUAUUUUGUAAAUGACUUAGAUUCUUUACAACCAUUUUUAUAAAUAUUUUCUACAUUCACAAUAUCAGAUUCUCGUUCAAUAAAUAAUGGCUAGACUGAGCGACUAGGAUUUAUUAUGCCUAAAAAAAAGAUGCAUUUGCUACUCGCAAGAGUAAGUAGAAUCGAAAGAGUAAGUGAAUGAAGGCAUUUAUGUGAUUUUUUAAGCUUUAAAUUUACUCAAAUUCAUGAGUAAUUGCUCGUCGCAAUAGUAUGUAUGCGUGCAUGCGUGUGUAAUUUCUGCAGAAAAUUAUCAUUAAACUGUUACAGAAUAACUACUAUUUAAUAAAUAAUCUAAAAUAAUGUAAA